GGAGGCUGGAAAUUCAACAGGACGAAGAAAGAGCAAGCUGAGGUCAAAACAGCAUCUACUUCUCCUUGACUGAAAAUCAGAAACUUAAUCUGGAAACUCAAAGGCAAAUUUUAGUUGAGGUUUAAUAAUUUAAUAAUUCAACUUUAUUGUUCAUCUUUCUACAUUUGAAGAAUUUUGUGCUGAAUCCUGCUUGGUUUUCGCAGGCCAAACAGCUCCUCUCAGCGUCCAACGUUAUCAGCUGACCAUUCAUGAACUCCUGUAGAGCAGGAGGCCAUAAUGACGAAUCUUCAAGAGAAGCUCUUUAAUACUCUGGAAGAAUUAAAAAAAAAAGAUUUUAAAAACUUCAAGUGGUUCCUGAAGCAGGAUGGCAUCCUGAAGGGCUUUAAAGGCAUCCCAGUGGCUCAGCUGGAGAAUGCAGAAAGGCAGGACACAGUGGAUCUAAUGGUACAGAAAUAUCCAGGUCGUGGAGCUCUGCAGGUAACCAUGAAGAUUUUAGAAAAGAUCGGCAGGAAUGAUCUGGUGCAAAGUUUACAAAACUUCCACUCAGGACCAAAAGACCUCACAGUGGAUCCAAUGGGACAGAAAUAUCAGGAUCCUGGAGCUCUGCAGGUAACCAUGAAGGUUUUAGAAAUGAUCAGCAGGAAUGAUCUGGUGCAGCGUUCACAAAACUUCCACUCAGGAUCAAAAGAUGUCAGGCCACGUUAUUUUGGUGCUCAGAAAGAAGAAGAUACCAGAAAGAAGCCAAAGCUAAAGUGGGUCCAGCAGUUUGCAGUAGAGGUGACUCUGGAUCACAACACAGCUCAUCCUAAUCUUAUCCUGUCUAAUGAUGGGAAACAAGUACAUCACGGAGAUGUGAGGAAGAAACUACCAAGCAACCCUGAGAGGUUUUACAAAUGUGUUAAUGUCUUAGGGCAGCAAAGUAUCUCCAAUGGUAGAUUUUACUAUGAGGUUCAGGUUAAAGGGAAAACUGCCUGGUAUUUAGGAGUGGCCAAAGAGUCAAUCAAGAGGAAAGGAAGUAUUACAACAAGACCCGAGAAUGGCUACUGGACUAUAAUGUUAAGAAAUGAGGGUGAAUACGAAGCAAAUGAUGAUGAUCCAGAAGGUCUCUCUGUGAAUCAGCCUCCUCAGAAGGUGGGAGUGUUUGUGGAUUAUGAGGAGGGUCUGGUAUGUUUUUAUGAUGUAGAUGCUGCAGCUCUUCUCUACAGCUUUACUGGCUGCUCCUUCACUGAGAAACUCUACCCUUUCUUUAGCCCCUGUACUAAUAAGGGUGGUACAAACUCUGCACCUCUGAUUAUCUCUCCUGUUAAUCAUACACUAAACCACAAGACACAUGAAUCUGGUGAUCAGAAUGAACACUAUGAAAGAAAGAAGGCUGAGCUGGAGAGCAUCCAGCAGUUUGCAGUAGAGGUGACUCUAGAUCCUGAUACAGCACAUCCUGCUCUCAUCCUGUCUGAUGAUAGAAAACAAGUACGUUGUAGUGACGUGUAUAAGGAACUCCAAGACAACCCUAAGAGAUUUAUUAAAUGUGUUAAUAUCUUAGGAGAGCAGCAUUUCUCUUCAGGUAGAUUUUACUUUCAGGUUCAGGUUAAAGGGAAAACUUCCUGGUAUUUGGGAGUGGCCAAAGAGUCAAUCAAGAGGAAAGGAGAUAUUACAACAAGCCCCGAGAAUGGCUAUUGGACUAUAAUGUUGAGGAAUGAAGAUGAGUAUGUUGCUAAUGAUGAUGAUUGGGCCAGUCUCUCUCUGAAUCAGCCUCCUCAGAAGGUGGGGGUGUUUGUAGAUUAUGAGGAGGGUCUUGUUUGCUUUUAUGAUGUAGAUGCUGCAGAUCUUCUCUACGCCUUUACUGACUGUUCCUUCACUGAGAAACUCUACCCAUUCUUCAGUCCCUGUACUAGAGACGGUGGUACAAACUCUGCACCUCUGAUUAUCUCUCCUGCCAAUCACCCACUGAACCUCAAGACAUUUGAUGUUGGGGAACAGAAAGAACAAUAUGAAAGAAAGAAGGCUGAACUGGAGAGUGUCCAGCAGUUUGCAGUAGAGGUGACUCUUGAUUCUGAUACAGCACAUCCCAAUCUUAUCCUGUCUGACGAUGGGAAACAAGUACAUCAUGGAGAUGUGAGGAAGAAAUUACAAGACAACCCUGAGAGGUUUAACAGUCGUGUUAAUGUAUUAGGAAAGCAGAGUUUUUCCUCAGGAAAAUUUUACUUUGAGGUUCAGGUCAAAGGGAAGACUGCCUGGACUUUAGGAGUGGCCAAAGAGUCGAUCGGCAGGAAGGGACAAAUCACACUGUGCCCUGACAACGGCUACUGGACUUUAUGGUUGAGGAAUGGAGAUGAGUAUGAGGCUAUUGAUAACCAAUCAGUCUGUCUCUCUCUGAAGAGACACCCUCAGAAGGUGGGGGUGUUUGUGAAUUAUGAGGAGGGUCUUGUUUGUUUUUAUGACGUAGAUGCUGCGGAUCUUCUCUAUGCCUUUACUGACUGUUCCUUCACUGAGAAGCUUGUUCCAUACUUAAGUCCCUGUACUAAUGACGAUGGUAGAAACUCCACCCCCUUGGUCAUCUCUCCUGUCAAUCACACAGAUUAGAUUAAUCAUACCUUUUCUUAUCAAAAGAUGCUAUAAACAUUCAUGCAGACUGUUGAACUGAAAGGGGGUCUGUGGAGUAUAAUAAACAAUUUUGAUAACAAAGACUGAAUUUAAAUAUAAGUGUCUUUCUGUGCAAGAAAAGUACUUUGACAUGUGCAACAGGAGAUUGAAGGAGAUGUCAAACAUGCAGUUUGUUCACACCAAUAUAGCCCUAAGAAGAGUUAAACCAGGCAACAGUGAAGGAGAAAACACCUCUUGUAAUGCACCAUGGGUGUGUAAGUCCUUUAAAACAGGAUUUGUGGUGAUGAAUACUAUUUACUGUAUUUGAAAUUUUGAUUCAUUUUGUUAUUUCUUCAUUUUUUUUCCAUUCCUGAUGUAUUUUAUGACUACUAUUAUGAUUGCAACACAGUACUUUGUCAACUCUGACUCAUUAACAGAACAAACAAUGAAUCAAGACAAAACUGGAAGCUGCAACACUCAAACUUAUUGAAGAUUAUUUUUAGCCUGUAAUUUUUCUUUGUCUUAUCUUUUAUACUUUUCUAGCGUGGCCUUCAAAUGCUAUUACAUGAAAAAGUUUAUUGAUUGAUGGGUUGAUUAAUUGUUGAUAAAUUGUUGUUGUUAAUUGUUUUUUACAUCAGUAAUGUUAAAAACAACACAGGUUACAUUUUUGUUUUACAAGUUUGAACUUUUCCUUAUGUGGCUUAUUUUUUCUAUUGCAAUCUCAUAUUAUAAAAUCAUGUAAUGUAAUCAAAUUUAGAAACAGUUGUGUACAAGCAUCAAUACAUUGAAAAUGUAUUAUUGUUCUCACAAAUGGGAUGCGAAAAUCCUGAAAAAUCUUGGUGACGUAAAGUGUGUUAUCAUUUUUUUUAUUUUGGUA
Messenger RNA from Thunnus maccoyii (southern bluefin tuna), 3457 nucleotides. RefSeq lists its product as uncharacterized. NCBI's taxonomy places the organism in Eukaryota, Metazoa, Chordata, Actinopteri, Scombriformes, Scombridae. The transcript is spliced from 5 exons. Gene Ontology annotation, molecular function: protein binding. The record is from RefSeq and is a predicted model, not a curated record. The coding region runs from base 277 to 2580 and encodes 767 amino acids.